AUGUCUUCGACGGAUCCCCACUUCACGGAACCCAUUGAGCCCUUUCGGCCGAAGAAGGCGUUAGUAUUGACCAAAUUUUCGAGAUAUGAGUUCGAGAAGAAGCGUAACCCAGAUCUCAAUGAGGAACAACUCAUCGCUAGUUUGUCGAGUCGCGGAAGUGAUUAUCAGAAGUUGAUAUCUCACCACAAUAUCCAUAAACAAAAUCGAGAUCAUAUUAUCGAAUGUCUGACCGCAUCGGGCAUUGAGACCAAAGUUGUGAACCGAACCGAAUAUAAUGACAAUAACAUCGAUUGGGCGGAUGUUAUCGUCACAUCCGGAGGCGACGGAACCUUUUUGAUGGCCGCCUCUAAAGUCAAUAAUCGUAAUAAACCGCUAAUCGGUGUCAACAGUGACCCGAAGCGCUCUGUCGGACACCUCUGUCUUCCGAUUCGAUAUUCCAAUGAUUUCGGUUCAGCUCUUCGGCUGUUCAGUGAAGGAAAGUUCAAAUGGAAAUACAGGCAAAGGAUUCGCGUAACACUCGAGUCAGAAAACGCCAACGAAGAACCCCUCGAACUCCACGAACAGCAACUUAAAUGUCUUGAGAACCGCUUCUUAGAUAUGGACGGAAGUCAUGAGUCGAUGCCACACAACGAGACGAAGAACCAAAAGAGAGAGAAAAGGAUUUUGCCGUAUAAGGCGUUAAACGAAGUGUUUGUCGGCGAAUCGAUCUCUUCUCGCGUCUCAUACUAUGAGUUCUCAGCGAACGAUAAAAAGAAAGCGAAACUUAAGAGCUCUGGUCUGACGGUGUGUACGGGCACGGGAUCCACCUCUUGGUUCUUCAACAUCAACAAAGUGACGCCACAAUGCGUUCAAAGUCUGUUUCAGAUAAUCAAUGCCGAAAUCAAUGGCCAAACUUUGCCCGAAAACGACAGCAAAGCCAUCGAAAGAGUGACCGAAAAGUUUAACAAUUCGCUGAUUUUCGAUCCGUCGGAGGCGUCGAUGGCAGCAGAUUUUAUCGAAAAAACUGUUUGGUUUCCAACUGUCGGUCCAAAAGGGAAUCGAAACGAUUUCCCCGAAGUUAUACAACUGAAGACCAGAAGCACCGCAAGCGUUGAUAAUCGACGCGUUGUGUAUCAGUCGGUGUCGAACCCCCUUCUGGUGCGCCCUUAG
Messenger RNA from Medioppia subpectinata, 1149 nucleotides. The record is from the annotation of a GenBank genome assembly. NCBI's taxonomy places the organism in Eukaryota, Metazoa, Arthropoda, Arachnida, Sarcoptiformes, Oppiidae.